AUGGGAGGCGGGGAAAAAAAGAAAGAUCAGACCCCCUCGGUCGCAACGAUCUUCCGCACGCCAAACACCUCACAGAGGCCUAAUGACUCCCAACUCAUGGAAGAAGAGGACUCUGAACCCGACGAAUUCAUCCCCUCAUCUGACCCGACGGCCCCACUUACCAUCGGCAUCCUCCGGGGCAUGUUACAUGAGGCAACCUCGGACAUAAAAUCCCACGUAGCGGCAGAAAUAACCAAGCAGCUUGAGGGCCUCAAAGCUGAUGUGGCCACACUAACCUCCAAAACAGACCAAGCAGAGACUCGAAUCUCCAAGCUAACGACGACCACAGCAGAACACGCUCAAGAUAUUGCCUAUUUCCAUGGUAAGAUUGCUACCCUGGAGGACAACAUGGAGGACCUCAAUAAUAGGUCACGGAGAAAUAACAUCUGGAUCCGCGGCCUACCCGAGACGGUCACAUUGGAACAAUUAGUACCCACCCUGAAAAGUAUCUUCAAAGAUAUAGCCCCGGACCUCACCUCCAGAGACCUGGAACUGGACAGGGCUCACCGGGCCUUGAAGCCUCCAAACCUCAACCAGGCCACCCCCAGGGAUGUUAUCACGUGCCUCCACCACUUCCCGGCAAAAGAAAAACUGAUCCAAAUGGCCAGGCACAAGCAGCCCAAGUAUAAAGAGCACCAUCUUACCUUUUUUCAGGACCUCGCCCCAUCAACCUUGAAGAAACGGCGGGAUCUCAAGCCCCUUACUCUGGCCCUCCAACAGCACGGAUAUGAUCCCCUUUGCCGACUCACUGGGAGUACAACUGGCGCAGCACUUCCCUGCACUCAGACAAGGGACCGACAGUCGCCCGAUCGGCAAGAGGCCCUGAUCUCCGCGCCAACCUAA
Messenger RNA from Pelobates cultripes (western spadefoot toad), 882 nucleotides. NCBI's taxonomy places the organism in Eukaryota, Metazoa, Chordata, Amphibia, Anura, Pelobatidae. The record is from the annotation of a GenBank genome assembly.